UUUCUGUUGGAUACUGGCCGAGGUGUUCCGAUUGGUUUUAAAGGUUGAGCAAAUUUAGCGUAAAGUUACCUCCCCUAGAUGCAAAUUUACCAUGAAUUUAGAAAUUUAGUUUUAUGUUUAUUGUCGUGGAUUCAUGUCUUGUUGGUAAUUUUAUGUAUAGUUAACUAGCAGGAUGGCCAGCAAAAGAGUUGCCACAGUAAGGGUGCAAAAAGUCACUAAAGUGGACAAGGAAAUAGAGGUAGCCUACUACACAGUCAGAAAAGAUGAAAAAGAUGAGGAAGAGGAGGUGGAUGAGGACGUGGAAUAUGAGAUGGACAGCGCGGCAGAAGGGGAGGAAAUGACAGAAGAAGAGUUAUCUAGGGUCAAACAGGACAAAGGUGGAAACUGGGAUCUUAUGAAAACAGAUGGAACAGAGAGUUCAAACACAAAGUAUGUGGAUACAAAAGCUACAAACACUCCUCAAAUUCAGGAGAUGCCACAUAGGAAACCAUCAAUACUAAGUGGAGCAAGGCAAGGAGUCAAGAUGGGCAGCAGAAAGGAGCUAGCUGAGGCUAUGGAAGCAGCUCAAAAAAGGCUUAUUCACCUGGCCACUUCAGGAGAAGAGGUUCUGGAACCCAUAGAGUCUGGCAAGAAGUCGCUCAGACAUAUCUGUAGCGUUUGUGAGAAGACGUUCAGAUCCGUCCGGGACCUCAACAACCACAUGAACAAACACACAGGGGAUCGGCCAUUCCAUUGUGAAGUCUGCCCCCAGAAGUUCCGGUUUCCAUCUGGUCUACGUGAACACAUGCUGAUACACACAAAUGUCAAACCCUUUGCCUGUCAGGAAUGUGGUAAGAGAUUUCGGCAUUCUAGUACUCUGAAGAAACAUGGCCUGAGUCAUUCUGGAGAGAGAAACCACCCCUGUGAAGUGUGUGGAAAAAGUUUCCAGCAGAAGGGGCAUCUCAAAGCACAUAUGAUCACUCAUACAAAGGAAAAGAAAUUUGAAUGCAGCCAUCCUGGGUGUAACAGAAAGUUUGGCCUUAGAAAAAACCUUACCUACCACGAAGGCACUCAUUCCCAAGAGAAAAACUUUGAAUGUCACCAUUGUAAAAAGCUUUUUGCACGGCGUGAUCAAUGUCAAGGUCAUAUAAUUCGUUCUCAUAUGGAUAAGUCUGAAAAAAUCACUUGCGAGAAUUGUGGGCAAAAAUAUUCAACAAAGUUCAGUCUGGAUAGACAUAUAAAAUCACAUUGUCCCAAACAAGGGCAGGCAAAAAUGGAUACUGAUGAAUCAUAUGAAGAUUAUUCAGAAGUCAUAUGUUUGCCCGAAGGUCGGAAACAAAGUAGAAAAGAUGUACAAGAAAUUGAGGAAGUUGAGAUGGAACCAUGUGAAAAUAACCAAGUUUUGAUGCCACAACAAAAUAUGCUUCAUGUAGAUUAUAAUGGUGAAAUUCAGUACAUUGUAGAAGUAAUAACGGCAGCUGAAAAUGAAGCAGAUGGAACUGGUGGUGAAAUUCAAGAAGUUUUAGAUGUGGGUGAAAUAACUGUUAAUGAACAUGAGGAUUCGACUACUGCUCAAAAUCCUAAGAUUGCUUUACAAAGACAGAUUAUACAAUUGCAAAACAAACUUCAGGAGCAGAAAGGAUACAUGACAAUACAAGGUACAGAAACUGCAGGGACCAAUGAUGCUGUGACACAAGAAAUAGUUGUCAUGGAAAACAAUAUCAUCGAACUUGGUAAUGAAUUGAGUGGAGAGUCAAAAACAAGCUCUGAUGUCAAAGACCAAACACCUCCUGCUAAUGUUACAAGCUCCACGGCGUACACAAGAUCUGGUAUAAGUUGCAGUCCUGUUGGAUCAAUUAAUAGGAGCACUAAUGUUGGAAAUGGGAGAAUUGAAUGUGGUGGGCAGCUCAAAUCCGUUGCUGUAGGCAUCAAUAAAAGUUCUCCUAGAAAAAUGCAAAUAAUGAAUAGCGAAAAAGCAGAUGCAGCAGAGAAUACAAAGACUAUUGUUAUGGAUAUUGGGAAGAAAAUGGAUGAGAGAAACAGUGGAAAGACAUAUGUUAUAAGUAGUGGUACUUCAGGUGUCGUGAACAGUGGUAAUGCUAUUAAUAGUGGAGAAAACGUGUCUUUUAAAAGGGCAAUAACAAGUUUGAUAAAGCCAAAGGUUACUCCUAAAGUUACAGCUCAAAAAGGAAACAGUUAUGUAGAAAGUGAAACAGUAAUGGACAAUAAAGCUGAAAGUGAAGCAGUGAUAAUUGAGAAUGAUGGAAAUAUUCAGGCGGGUGACGUGCACUACGCAGUUUCAGUUUCAGGUGAAGUUUUAUGUUUUCCAGCUAGCCAAAGGGCCUCUAAACCACAGUAUAUUGUAUGCAUUGACCAGGCUGGUGGUGAAGAGACUACUGUUAUGAAUAAUUGAUUUGGUUUUAGCCAGGAUUAAAAUGGAUAGGGUGCUACACUAAAGGGAAAGGGUACUAAUGGUGAAAAAGGGCAAAUCGUUUCGGGCUGUGGAUAACUUAUUCAUCAUAGAUUUGAUAUUGAUUCGAGCCUCCAGCUGCCAGAUAUACUGUAUUAAUUUUGAAAGAAUCAUACAAUAACCUUUUAAACAAAACAUGGAAAAUAUUUGAUUUUCUACAGCAUUCAAUUUUUAAAUGGUAGAAGAUGCACACGCUGGUCUCGAUGAGGUCAGAGAUGUGCUGUCCAAAAUGUCCUACAAAUUAUUAGCUAAAUUAAUUUUAAAUCUGAUUGAUAUAUUUUUGUGUUUCCUGCGUUAAAGCGGAUUUGAGAGAGUUGUUUCUUUAAUUGUUUGUGAUAUUAAUCAUUGUUGUAUGUAUUGUUUUUUUGGAUAAAUGGUUUGGUCAAAGAAAGCAAUAUGUAAAAAAAAUAUUGUUUAAAAGAUACGAUGUUUUAAUAUUCAUAUACAUGUAUGAUUAUACGAUGUUCUUCAUUAAGAACAUCAUGUCCCAUUAAAACUAAUGAACUUAGGAUAAAUUAUCUCACAUGUGUUAUUUUGAAAAUGUCAUUUAAAGCUUGGUUUAUGAAAUGAUUAAUUUAUUUAAUGCCAUCUACCACCUUUUAACAGUACGAAAACAAAAUAAUUACAUUUAAACAAUUUUCUGUAUAUUUAAUAAGGCAUAAAAAUAGUAUUUUUGUCUCUGAUUUCAUGCCGUAGGGAGGAAAAUCUUUUUUCUCUUUUUUUUAGUCAAAUUUUUUCUUGAGACUUUUCUGUCACCAAAACUAAAUUAUAUGCUUAAGAACAACUAUACAACCUAUAUACAAAUUAAUGGUACUGAAACAGCCAAAAACACUUCAUUUUUAACUGUUUUAAAAUCGAACAAAAUAUUGCAAAAUAUCUCAUUGCAAUAAAAAGGUUUAGGGUCGGGGCUAAAUAAAGGUAGGUCGGGGGACUGGAAACAAACGUGAUUUUUUUAUACCUAAUUAGCUUUCAUUAAUGUGCUUUUGUUAAAGAUAUGGAGACUGUUUUCAGUGAAAAUAAAUGUUUUAAGUUUU
Molecule: messenger RNA, 3483 nt
Organism: Mya arenaria
Lineage: Eukaryota; Metazoa; Mollusca; Bivalvia; Myida; Myidae
Product: zinc finger and BTB domain-containing protein 24-like
Exons: 10
Coding region: 173-2392 (739 amino acids)
Source: RefSeq, a predicted model, not a curated record